GAGCAGCAACAGAAGGCGUCGGAGCGGGCGUCGGAGCUGCCCGCUAAGGGAAAGAGAAAGAGAGAGAGGGAGAGAAGCGGGGCGAGCAAGGAGAGAGAGCCCCAGGCAGAAAAGUAACUGUCAAAUGCGCGGCUCCUUUAACCAGAGCGCCCAGUCCGGCUCCGAGAGUCAUGGCGACCGCAGCGUCUAACCACUACAGCCUGCUCACCUCCAGCGCCUCCAUCGUGCACGCCGAGCCGCCCGGCGGCAUGCAGCAGGGCGCAGGGGGCUAUCGCGAGGCGCAGAGCCUGGUGCAGGGCGACUACGGCGCUCUGCAGAGCAACGGGCACCCGCUCAGCCACGCUCACCAGUGGAUCACCGCGCUGUCCCACGGCGGCGGGGGCGGCGGCGGCGGCGGUGGAGGAGGCGGGGGAGGCGGCGGGGGAGGUGGCGACGGCUCCCCGUGGUCCACCAGCCCCCUAGGCCAGCCGGACAUCAAGCCCUCGGUGGUGGUACAGCAGGGUGGCCGAGGCGAUGAGCUGCACGGGCCAGGAGCGCUACAACAGCAGCACCAACAGCAGCAGCAACAACAGCAACAGCAGCAGCAGCAGCAACAGCAGCAGCAGCAGCAACAACAACAGCGACCGCCACAUCUGGUGCACCACGCUGCCAACCACCACCCCGGGCCCGGGGCAUGGCGGAGUGCGGCGACUGCAGCUCACCUCCCUCCCUCCAUGGGAGCGUCCAACGGCGGUUUGCUCUACUCGCAGCCCAGCUUCACGGUGAACGGCAUGCUGGGCGCAGGAGGGCAGCCGGCUGGGCUGCACCACCACGGCCUGCGGGACGCCCACGACGAGCCGCAUCAUGCAGACCACCACCCGCAUCCGCACUCUCACCCUCACCAGCAACCGCCCCCGCCACCUCCCCCACAAGGCCCACCGGGCCACCCAGGCGCACACCACGACCCGCACUCAGACGAGGACACGCCGACCUCAGACGACCUGGAGCAGUUCGCCAAGCAGUUCAAGCAGAGGCGGAUCAAACUAGGAUUUACUCAAGCAGACGUGGGGCUGGCGCUGGGCACCCUGUAUGGCAACGUGUUCUCGCAGACCACCAUCUGCAGGUUUGAGGCCCUGCAACUGAGCUUCAAGAACAUGUGCAAGCUGAAGCCUUUGUUGAACAAGUGGUUGGAAGAGGCAGACUCGUCCUCGGGCAGCCCCACCAGCAUAGACAAGAUCGCAGCGCAAGGGCGCAAGCGGAAAAAGCGGACCUCCAUCGAGGUGAGCGUCAAGGGGGCUCUGGAGAGCCAUUUCCUCAAAUGCCCCAAGCCCUCGGCCCAGGAGAUCACCUCCCUCGCGGACAGCUUACAGCUGGAGAAGGAGGUGGUGAGAGUUUGGUUUUGUAACAGGAGACAGAAAGAGAAAAGGAUGACCCCUCCCGGAGGGACUCUGCCGGGCGCCGAGGAUGUGUACGGGGGGAGUAGGGACACGCCACCACACCACGGGGUGCAGACGCCCGUCCAGUGAACUCAAGAGGGGGAGGGGCAGAGCGUGGGGCUCCCCCUCCCCAUUGGUCCAUGGUCCUUCACGGGACCUCUGUUCCCCCUCUAACUUCUGAUUGUUUUUUUAUUAUUAUUUUUAAUUAUUAUUUUCCCGGUCUUUUAAAAAUGGAAAAAAUAGUGAAAAUAAGAGAAAAGGAAAGGAACUAAGACACUGGACUAUCCUAAAACAGAUAGCAGGUGUAAUGAUGGGUUUUGACCUUUGCAAACGAGUACCCAGAAAGUGAAAUAGAAUGUCUCUUAGUGAAGAGGAGUGGUGUGUGUGUGUGUGUGUGUGUGUGUGUGUGUGUGUGAGAGACAGAGAGAGAGAGAGAGAGAGAGAGAGAGAGAGAGAGAGAGAGAGAGUGUCCCGGAAAAACUAAAUAAAUUACCAAAAAGAAAGAAAAGUCCACCAAACCGUACAAAACACAAAACUGCAGCUUCCCAAUGCUCAAAGUUGACACGUGCUGCUGUGUUUAUUUAACAUGGGUCCCCAUCAGGAAAGAGGGAAAACACACGUUUUUAAAUAUAUAGGCAAAUUUUAACCACACAAAUUUGCACUGCAAGAAAAUUGAAGUUUACAUUAACAAGUUCAACUUUUUUUUCCCUCAAUACGCACUGUUAAUUUUGAAACUGUCCUUUUGGGUUGUUUUGUUUUACCUUCUCCAGCGGGGAGGACAGAAGUCAGCUCUUGGCCAACCUCCAUUUCUAGUGUUCCCAUGUCCCUUGUCCUUACUGCUUAUAAACUCUGGUUUUCUUGAAACCCCGCAGACCUGGUGUAACAUUUAUUGGCUCUUUCCAUCAAAGCAAAGUGACUGGCUUCAUAUAAAAUAAAUAAAUGUUUGCAUUCAGGAAAUGUGUAUGGUUUCCCCACUUUAUGCAAGGCAGGAAUACUGUUUGGGAUAUAAAUGUAAGCACUGGUUUUUGUAAACCACAAGGUAAACUUCAUUUUCAGGCAGUAUUUCUAGGUAGGGAAGAAAAAGGAAAAUCGAUCGUGAGUGACCGGUCACUUCAUUUUAUCAGGCAGGGCCGGUCGUUCGUGAAGGAACUCAGAAGAAAUGGGAGGCUAAAUAUAUUGCUGGAGUUGUCCACCAGAAAGAAACUGGAAACUCUGGAGAGAACUGGGAAACACACUGUAUAGUUCUCUGCCUUUGGGUUCAAUAACUUAAUUAUAAGGGAUUAGUUGUGACGACAGCAGUGGUUAAACUUUGUCCCUCUACUAGGUCUUUUUAUUUUUUUUUUUUGUAGGUAAAGAAAAAACCCAGGAACUUGAAAAAAUACACAUAGACUGUGUUUCUCAGCACACAAAUGCAUACACCAUAUAUACAUAUAUAUACAUAUAUGUGCAUAUAUAUGUGUAUAUAUAUAUAUAUAUAUGAUAGACAGGUUUUGUCUUUAACAGUUCAUUUGUUUAUCAAGUCAUACUUUGGGUCCUACAUCAUCUUCUCCCAUAAUUUAUUACAGAAAAAUAUCAGUUCAGCUUGGACAGAGUUCUCCCCCUCUUUCACUAAGGAAGACAAAUGAAGUGGGGGGGACAUUUCAAUACUUCCUCUCUCCCCUUUUGUUAAGAAUUUUUUUCAGUGUAUUUCUUUUUUUACCUUGUUUCGAUGGGAAAUGGUUUACUCCCAACACAAUAGAAUAUUCUGAAAGGUGUAGGUAAUAAAAAAACAACAACCAACCGAAAAAAACAAGACAAAAAGCUUAUGACUAUAUUAAAAUUAACACCACUAAACUGUGAUCAGUUAAAAAAAAUCAAUAGUUAUCAGCACAAAAGGGCGCUAAAAGGGAAAACACUUUUUUUUAGUAACCUUAAAUGUUUGGGGUUUUAUUUCUUUGUUAGGGAUUAGAUGAAUGUUUAUUUUAAAAAAAUUAAAUUCUCACUACCAUAAAAAUGUGGUUCAACAUCAGAUUAGCAUUGCACUCAGUAGUAAGGUUUUAGGAACUAUGCUUUAUCCAGUAUUGUCUCUUCAAACACCUGUGAUUGUUUCAUUUUCAAUGUUUUCGCAAGAUAAAUGACGACUUUUGAUGGGCAGAUUUAUUUGCCUGUAUUUCAUUUUUCCCAAUGAAUGUCACAGGCGAUAGCAUAGAGCUAUUUCAGGUUAGAUCACACUGCUUUCUCCUGAUGUGUGGGGAGUAGACUCCAGUGAAGCAGUCCAGAGGAGGGCAAAGAGCCAAUGGUAAAAGGAGGAAAUGAAUUUGCAGAUCCUUGCUACCAAGUAGGUAAGGUUGGAAGCUGGGGUUCAGAGGGUGUGCCUACAGCUUCCCUUGCUCUCAUAGGCUUACAAAAUUGAAAGUUACCACUGAACCUUACCAUAUGUAUAUAUGUUUCAUAUCUGUCUUUUGAAAUGCAGAAAUAGUUUAAAUGUUUCUUUGUCUAUUUUUUCUUUUUCUUAAUGCUACCCAGGGAAAUAUUUUCAUAUCGUUUUACGUGGCCUGCCUCAAUGUAUAUUUAUUUCUUUUGGAGCAAAAGGUUCUGAAAACUGGUUUUCUGUAGCUUUAAAUGAGAAGGUAGCAAGAUCUAUAUGGGAUGUCAUUUUUUUUUUUUGUUCAGUUUCUUUUUUAAAAAAAAUGCUUUGUUUUGGUACAUUUGAUUGUGCUUGUGGGGAAAAUAAAAGCGCA
Chionomys nivalis (European snow vole) is the source of this 4135-nucleotide messenger RNA. RefSeq names its product POU class 3 homeobox 2 (gene Pou3f2). The record is from RefSeq and is a predicted model, not a curated record. Gene Ontology annotation, biological process: regulation of transcription by RNA polymerase II; brain development. The transcript has a single exon. Gene Ontology annotation, molecular function: RNA polymerase II cis-regulatory region sequence-specific DNA binding; DNA-binding transcription factor activity, RNA polymerase II-specific. Lineage: Eukaryota; Metazoa; Chordata; Mammalia; Rodentia; Cricetidae. The coding region runs from base 171 to 1505 and encodes 444 amino acids. Gene Ontology annotation, cellular component: nucleus.